Brugia pahangi is the source of this 375-nucleotide messenger RNA. The record is from the annotation of a GenBank genome assembly. NCBI's taxonomy places the organism in Eukaryota, Metazoa, Nematoda, Chromadorea, Rhabditida, Onchocercidae.
AUGGAAGUUAUGAAGACAUCAAACAAAAGGCUAAAAGAGAAAAUGGGCAGGAUAUGUAAUGCUGAUCCAAGAAAAAAAGCUGAAGAGCUUAAGAAGAAAGAGGAGCUCAAGUUAGCAGCUGAGAAAAAGAAAGAGGAACUAGCUGAGAAGAAAAGAAAGGAGACGAAGCUAGCAAGUGAAAAGAAAGCGAAACCUUUAAAUGCUAAGAAUUCUAAUGUAGAGAGUUCAAAGACUAGGGGUACAGAAACUCAGAAAGCUAGAGAUGUAAAGAAGAAUUUUAAGAAAGAUGUAAAAAUUGUUGAUCAAAAUGCAGAAAAAAAAGGUGAAGCAAGCCCUGUUAUCUUGGUCAGUGGCGUUGAUGUUAUUGACCCGUAA